Molecule: messenger RNA, 3050 nt
Organism: Glycine soja
Lineage: Eukaryota; Viridiplantae; Streptophyta; Magnoliopsida; Fabales; Fabaceae
Product: ATP-dependent DNA helicase Q-like SIM
Exons: 16
Coding region: 146-2710 (854 amino acids)
Biological process (GO): double-strand break repair via homologous recombination
Cellular component (GO): nucleus; cytoplasm; chromosome
Molecular function (GO): ATP binding; four-way junction helicase activity; nucleic acid binding
Source: RefSeq, a predicted model, not a curated record
GGAGGUAGCGUAUUUGAAUAGUGAAAAUGGCAAUGCCUUGAAUACCAUCAUCCUGAAAAAGAUUUGGCGGGAUUGAGUCACAGCAUCAGUCUCUCUCAGGGGAUCUUUCUUCCUUAUUUAUAGUUUAUUAUAGCAAAGGAAUGCGAUGGAUGGCAACAACACAAGUUCGGCCCAAGUCAUUGCAGAAAUGAUUGGAAUGGGUUUUGAUUAUACCGAUAUCAUGGAAGCCAUAAAAGUAGCGGGUCCAUCUAUUCCCAGCGCCGUGGAACACAUUCUCAACUCUACUGCCCGCACCCCCAAAUUGCAUGCACACAACGGGAGGAAGAAGACCGUUCUCAGAAAACAACCUUUUCGCUCGUGCCGUCAAGUUCGACAGUCCAAGAUAUUCGACCAUUUCCACUCCAAUGAUGCCAAGGAGGAAUCCCCUCAAAUGGGAGUUGAUCCCAAUCCAAUUGUGCUUUCAGAGCCAUUUGAAGCUCAAGAUUUGGAUAUUGCAUAUGAUUGGGAGCAGAGAGUUAGCCUUCUGAUGCAAAAGCAUUUUGGUUUUUCAUCCUUGAAGACUUUUCAGAAGGAAGCCCUCUCUGCCUGGCUUGCUCAUAAAGACUGUCUUGUCCUCGCUGCAACAGGAUCUGGGAAGUCUCUGUGCUUUCAGAUUCCUGCAUUGUUGUCUGGGAAAGUGGUGGUUGUGAUUUCGCCCUUGAUAAGUCUCAUGCAUGACCAGUGUUUAAAGCUAACAAGACACGGAAUCAGUGCUUGCUUUCUUGGGUCUGGGCAACCUGACGAUACUGUUGAGCAGAAAGCGAUGGGGGGCUUGUAUAGUAUAGUGUAUAUUUGCCCGGAGACUGUAUUAAGAUUGAUUGAACCACUGCAGAAGCUUGCAGAAAGUCAUGGUAUUGCUUUAUUCGCCAUUGAUGAGGUACACUGUGUUUCUAAAUGGGGUCAUGAUUUUCGUCCAGAUUACAGACGACUGUCUGUGCUGAGGGAAAAUUUCAGUGCUAGCAAGCUAAAAUCCCUGAAAUUUGAUAUACCUCUGAUGGCCUUGACAGCUACAGCUACAAAAAGAGUUCGAGAAGACAUCUUAAAAUCAUUACACAUGUCAAAAGAAACGAAUGUUGUUCUUACAUCAUUUUUUCGAUCUAAUUUGCGUUUCAUGGUAAAGCAUAGUCGAACAUCACAGGCUUCUUAUGCGAAAGAUUUUCAUGAAUUGAUUCAAGUAUAUGGUAGAAAGCAAAAUAUGACUGGAAAUGAAAAGUAUUUCAUCUCAGAUGAUUCAGAUCAUGUUUCUAAUAGCUCUGAUGCCAGUAGUAUCUCUGAUACAGACAGUGUUUCACCUGAUGACAACCAAGAUGAUUAUGCUUAUAAAGAUAUUAAUAUAAUGCACUCAGGAAACACAGACGAUUUUUUAACAGGAAGAGAAUUGUCUGUUGAUUUCCUGGAAAAUGAUGUUGAUGUCUUUCAGAGUGUGGAUAACUCAGAUGUUACCUGUGGUGAAUUUUGUGUACAACCUGCUCACAAGGAAUGGGAAUUAUCUGAGACAAUUGAUCCACCAAAGAAACCAGAAGGAAGACUUAAAUUUCUUAAAAAGCCUUUGGAACAAGGACCAGCAAUCAUAUAUGUACCCACCAGAAAAGAAACACUGAGAAUUGCAAAGUAUCUAUGCAAGUUUGGUGUGAAAGCCGCUGCUUAUAAUGCAGGACUUCCCAAAUUGCAUCUAAGAAGGGUUCAUGAAGAGUUUCAUGAAAAUACUUUAGAGGUUAUUGUUGCUACAAUAGCUUUUGGAAUGGGUAUUGACAAAUCAAAUGUCAGAAGAAUCAUUCACUAUGGUUGGCCACAGAGUUUAGAAGCCUACUACCAAGAAGCUGGACGGGCUGGUCGAGAUGGGAAAUUAGCAGAUUGCAUUCUGUAUGCAAACCUGGCAAACAAGCCAUCGCUUUUGCCUAGUCGGAAAAGUGAAGAUCAGAUGAAACAAGCAUAUAUCAUGUUGUCUGAUUGUUUCAGAUAUGGAAUGAAUACUUCAUGCUGUCGAGCAAAGAUACUCGUUGAAUACUUUGGAGAGGAUUUCAGUCAUCAGAAAUGUCUCUUAUGUGAUGUGUGCAUUGAUGGUCCACCUCAAAGGCAGAAUGUAAAAGAGGAGGCCUGUAUUUUACUGCAAACUAUUGGAGCCCAUAAUGAAUGUAACAAUUAUUUGGAUUGCUCAUAUGAUGAUGAUAUACAUUUUCACUCCAAACAUAGAGGACUGAGAGAGAGGCCAAAUCUUCAGAUAUUGGUUGGCAAAAUAAGGCAGCAGUUUCAGAAGUUUUUAACCACUGAUAUAUUAUGGUGGAGAGGUCUUGCUCGAAUUUUGGAGGUUAAAGGAUACAUCGGGGAAGGAGAUGACAAGACCCAUGUUCAGGCAAAAUACCUGGAGCCAACAGAAUUGGGAUUGGAAUUUGUGAAGUCCAUGAGUGAGCAAGAUUUCUAUGUUUACCCUGAGGCAGAUAUGUUGCUUGCAAGGAAAACUAACAAACCAUUUUCCUCAUUCUCGGAAUGGGGAAAAGGUUGGGCUGAUCCUGAGAUCCGGCGUGAGCGCUUAGAAAGAAUGCGAGUCAAUAGAAAGCCAGGGAUGCUGCCAAGUCCCAAGAAGCAACGUAAGAGAAAAGCUAGAAAAGGUUGGGCUGGUUUGAGGACUUCUCGUGGUAGACUGGCAGCAAAACUCUCAAAACACAAGUGAUAUUUUAUAUAGCUAUUAAUACAUCGCACCAUUUACUCAUUAGCACCUGCAAGUGAAUUUUUUCAAUAUUAGUUGUAAAGUCAUGAUCAAACAUUAUGUGCUUUUCAUUUUUUUUCCUAUGUGUGUUUCUCCGGAGGAAAGCAGCAUAGAUAGCCACUGAUCGUGCUAAUACUCCAAUUAUGCAACCCAUGGAUAGCGGUUACACCAAUUAAAACAAAGGAAAAUCAUGAUUAGCGAAGACAUAUUUUUAUUCGCAUUUUUACAGUGUUGGUAUUCUUUAUUCUACGAAGUUGUAAUUUACGUUUAAUAGCAUUAUAUGAUAAGUUAGGUUUGCUUCUCA